Messenger RNA from Fraxinus pennsylvanica, 1014 nucleotides. The record is from the annotation of a GenBank genome assembly. Lineage: Eukaryota; Viridiplantae; Streptophyta; Magnoliopsida; Lamiales; Oleaceae.
AUGCUUAUAGUAAAAACCAGUGCCAAAGUUCCAGCUAUAAUUGUGUUUGGGGAUUCAUCUGUUGAUGCUGGAAAUAACAAUUACAUUCCAACGAUUGCGAGGAGCAAUUUCGAGCCAUAUGGUCGAGAUUUUAAUGGGGGCAAGCCCACCGGCCGGUUCUCCAACGGCCGAGUUCCGACUGAUUUCAUCUCAGAGGCAUUUGGUCUCAGGCCAUUCAUUCCUGCUUAUUUGGAUCCCAAGUAUAAAAUUUCAGAUUUUGCUGUUGGUGUCACUUUUGCUUCAGCUGGAACGGGAUACGACAAUGCAACUUCUGAUGUUCUAGAUGUGAUACCUUUUUGGCAGGAGUUGGAAUACUAUAAAGACUAUCAGAAGAAACUUAAGGCAUACUUAGGUGAGCAGAAGGCCAAUGAAACUAUCACUGAUGCUUUAUACAUGAUGAGUAUUGGAACCAACGACUUUCUCGAAAAUUAUUACACACUUCCUAGAAGGCAAAUGCAGUACAACGUUGAUGAAUACCAAGAUUUUCUAAUCGGGAUUGCUAGAAAUUUUAUCGUAAAUCUUCAUGGUCUCGGGGCACGUAAAAUCUCUCUUGGGGGCCUUCCUCCAAUGGGGUGUAUGCCUUUGGAAAGAGCAGAAAAUGUAGAAAGUGGAAAUGCUUGUGUGGAGAGUUAUAAUAUAGUUGCCUUGAAUUUCAAUAGCAAGUUGAGUAAUUUAGUAAUGAAGCUAAACAAAGAAAUGCCUGGGAUUCAACUGGUUUUCUCCAAUCCUUACUACAUGUUGCAGCAAAUAAUCAAGAAACCAUCAUUAUACGGAUUUGAUGUUUCGGGAGUGGCGUGUUGUGCCACGGGCAUGUUUGAGAUGGGGUAUGCAUGUGAUCGUUAUAAUCCGUUAACGUGUACGGAUGCAAACAAAUACGUGUUUUGGGACGCAUUUCAUCCUUCGGAGAAGACAAACGGCAUAAUCUCUGAUCAUCUGGUUAAGACUGUUUUACGCAAAUUUCUUUGGAAGAGCUAG